Messenger RNA from Guyanagaster necrorhizus, 861 nucleotides. Its product is annotated as Metallo-hydrolase/oxidoreductase. The transcript is spliced from 6 exons. Gene Ontology annotation, molecular function: hydroxyacylglutathione hydrolase activity. Lineage: Eukaryota; Fungi; Basidiomycota; Agaricomycetes; Agaricales; Physalacriaceae. The coding region runs from base 9 to 773 and encodes 254 amino acids. The record is from RefSeq and is a predicted model, not a curated record.
CGCCCUUCAUGAAGAUCGUUCCCGUCCCUGUCCGUCAAGACAACUACAGCUACCUCCUCAUUGAUGAGCCUUCGAAAACCGCUGCGGCCAUCGACCCAUACGAUGUCCGCAAGGUGGUGUCUGCAGCGGAGACUCUAGGCGUGAAGAUCGUCGCAGGAAUCACGACACAUCACCAUUUUGAUCACAGUGGAGGCAAUGAGACCUUUGCUGCGACCUUUCCAGAUGCUCCAAUAUAUGGUGGUAGUGAGAAGGUUCCCGCUCUGACGAAACUCGUCAAGGACAACGAUGAAUUCACGCUGAAAGAUAUUCAUGUCAAAUGCCUUGCUACCCCAUGCCACACUCAAGACUCUAUUUGCUACUAUGUAACCGAUACGGUUAACAAACUGCACCCUGGAGGUGUUUUCACGGGAGACACGCUUUUCAUUGGAGGCUGUGGUCGCUUUUUUGAAGGGACUGCAUCCGAGAUGAUAGCAGCUCUCUCAUACCUUGGCAAGCUUCCUGACAGCACGCUGGUUCUCAACGGUCAUGAAUAUACCAGUGGAAAUGUCGCCUUUGCCAAGUCCGUUGAGCCUGAGAAUCCGGCAAUUGACCGGCUUUCCGAUCUCGUAAAGCAGAACAAGAUAACGACUGGACUGACAACCAUAGGAGAUGAAAAAGAAUGGAAUGUAUUUAUGCGUCUGGGAAGCACUACUAUUCAACACGCAACAUCAGAAACUUCUGAGAGUGCAGUUAUGGCCAAACUUAGGGAAAUGAAGAACAACUUCCGAGGGUGAAGUGUAUACUGGGGUCACUACAAAGUAGCCCAUCACGACUGUAACAUAAUGAUUCAGCAUUUUUGAAAUGAGGCAACCUGUAUUAUCC